Molecule: messenger RNA, 1760 nt
Organism: Effrenium voratum
Lineage: Eukaryota; Dinophyceae; Suessiales; Symbiodiniaceae
Source: the annotation of a GenBank genome assembly
AGCUUUCGGCUGUUGGACAGUCCAUGCCCGGUUGGAGCCAUGGAUUCCGAGUUCAAUUCGAGGGCUUACGAGCACCUCUUCCAGUCGCUGCCGGACCUCGGCCAAGAGGCACCACCACUAGGUCCACAGCCAUUGUCCUGGGAGCAUGACACUGCCACCAGCAUAUGUCUCGUGGCAAUUCUGUCCCUGACAGCCGCCGCCAACCUGAUCUUUUUCAUGCCACGCGCUGUUUCCGCGCGUGAGGGGCUGAACGGGACAGCCGGGACCGCGCUGAACGGGGCGACUGCGGCGAGCGGGUUGAUGAAGGGUCGAGUGGACACCUUGGCGCUCACGGGGCUCCGGGGCUUUGCAGCGCUGCACGUGGCCGUGGGCCACUACGCCUCCGCAUCCCCGCUGCAUGUUGACCUCAUUGGAGGUGCCUCAAUGAGUUUCUUCUACCUCCUCUCUGGCUUUGUGAUGACUCUGGGCUAUGCCAAAGAUUUGCUAGCAGUUGCAGGGAUUCUAUUAUUCGCGCAGGAUGACAGCAGCAACUUUAGGGAUUUCAACAAGAAGCGCUUCUGGCGCAACCGCUUUGCGAGGCUCUUCCCCAUGUACAUGUUGACCAAUGUCGCCAUUUUCCUGGUAAUGCACUACCUUGGGGACAACGCAAUGGAGGGGAUGUCCUCCGGGAAAUUCGACAUGAACCUGGUGUUCACAAUCCUGGGCCUCAACAUGUGGAUCUACCCGCUGGAUGCCUGGCUGCCGCAGACCCAGCAGAUCGAGCUGCCCAGCAACUUGGUCACCUGGACAGUGCAGACCAUGGCAGUCUUCUAUCUGAUCUUCCCCAGCAUGCUGCCCUGGCUCAAAGCUGUGCGGCGGCGCAAGCUGACGGUCCAUUUGCUGUUCUGGCUACAGGCUACGACCUUCAUGGCCAUUGUGUGUUUGGGGCUGUUUGGGAUCGACAACUUCAACUGGGCCUAUUGGACGGCGAGGGCCUGGCCUCUGAGCCGCGUGCCCGUCUUCGCCAUGGGCUGCCUGGCCGCGGUGGAGCGCCUCCAUGGCGGAGGCAACUUCACACCCUUCUGCUGCCGUGGUGAUGCGCAAGCUGGAGACUAUGGACGACGGGCCACCAUACUUGGAUUCAGCUACAUCCUGCUGCUGGCGCUGGCCGUCGGUAUCAAUCAGGUGCCCCUCACAGACCGCUACUGGAUGUCCGUUCGGGAAGCCAUGGUCCGUUCUUCGUGGGAGGCUUUUGUUCCGCUGCUAUUCAUUGACCUGAUACUGGCAUUGACGCAUUGUGGCGACAGUGGCAUCCUCGCGCGCGCCUGCCGCAGCAAACCGAUGGAGUGGAUGGGUGAGAUUGCCAUGUCCUUCUACAUGAUACACUUUGGCUUGCUGAUGACGGUGUUGAUGGGCACGAAGAUUGGCUACGCAGAGGUGCCCUGGUGGCUUUUGUUUUCCUGCUUUGCUGGGGCACUCCUGGCAGGAUGGCUUCUGACGCGAUUUGUCGAGGACCCGUCCCGAAAGUGCUUGAGAGGCUAGAUGCCACGGAUGGCUGUGAAAGGCCAAAGAUGGCAGGAAUUGAUCCACGGAAUCUACUCACAAUGAGUUGAGGAUGGUGGAACUGACCAAAGUGUCACUGGCUGUGCUCACAACCACGAGCAACCAGUCCCUAGUGUUGCUAUGGGCAGUUUUGUGUAGUAAGAUGGGAGGAGUGCCGGGCACUCCCCAUGGACUUACAGAACACUCCCGGGCUCCCUUCAGUAUUGUUGGAGCUGCCA